CACAUUGAACUAAGCGACAUUAGGAGGUGUUAGUAAAUUAAACUACAAUUAAACAAAAUUCAAAACAAACGAAUAUCAAAAAAUCGAAGAAAUAUCGAAAAAGAGCUCGCAUCGAAACUUAAAAAAUUUUCCCAAAAAUAUAUUUUCGCUAUUUUUGGUCUUGCUUGCUGUUUGUUGCUCACGCCCCUUAGCGAUUCUUCUUAAAUAUGAAAUUAAAUUUGAAUUUAUGUAAAUUCGUUUGCUGCGGCUUACUCGUGUUGGUUCUGAUGACUGAACACAGUAUGGCCGGUCAACGCUUUUGCGGAAAAGCUUUACAAGACGUCCUGGAUAGCCUAUGCCUGAAUGGUUUCAAUCCCAUGAUAAGAAGUGUUAUGCAUAAAAAAUCGGUUGAUUUAUCUGACUAUACGGACAACGAAAUUGAAGAUUCCCUAACUGCGUAUCCAUACGACAAUUCGCUCUUCCUAGAUAAGCUCUUUGGCGAGGAUAUCGGCCAUAUGAUGACCAAAACACGCCGACGUCGUCAUGGUGUUUACGAUGAAUGUUGUCGCAAGCCUUGCAAUUAUACUGAACUAGCAUCGUAUUGCUUGUAAAAAAUCAAACCAAAACCAACUUCGAACUAAACCAACUUUCGUUGCAAAUAAAUUUUGUAAAAAGCUCCAAUUUUUUUUUUUAAAUUUUUUUUUUUUUUUUU
This is a messenger RNA of Glossina fuscipes, 691 nucleotides long. Its product is annotated as probable insulin-like peptide 3. The transcript has 2 exons. The record is from RefSeq and is a predicted model, not a curated record. The coding region runs from base 207 to 590 and encodes 127 amino acids. Gene Ontology annotation, molecular function: hormone activity. Gene Ontology annotation, cellular component: extracellular region. NCBI's taxonomy places the organism in Eukaryota, Metazoa, Arthropoda, Insecta, Diptera, Glossinidae.